Molecule: messenger RNA, 2058 nt
Organism: Symbiodinium pilosum
Lineage: Eukaryota; Dinophyceae; Suessiales; Symbiodiniaceae
Source: the annotation of a GenBank genome assembly
GCUGCGGAGGCCGAGGACGCCUUGCCGGAGGAGGCGCCCAGGAAGCGCCGGCAGCGCAAGGCAGAGAAGCAGAGCCUCCCGGAGGGUGCAGACGCAAGCCCAGAUGAGGCGCCAAAGAAGCGCAGGCAGCGCAAGGUCGCGCGGACCGAAGCCGAUGGCGACGACGAGUCGCAGGCCUCAGGCGGUCGCACCCGCGGAGGGAAGGGACAGAAGCGAGCCAGGACAAAGGCGGCAAAGCAGGAGUCCGCGGAUGAAGAGGGGCCAGACGAGGAGUCUCUGGCAGCCUGGAAGCAGCUCCUGAGCACUCGUGCAGGGAGCGAGGACUUGCGCUUGGCCUUCUCGCUGCGGCCAAUGACGCCCCAGGAGCUGCGCCAGCUUGGUCCAGAGGCUUACCUUGGAAAGAAGAAGGAGCCAGGAGCACAGCCAAUCUUCAACCGCCAGGGCAAGGUAAAUCUUCAGUUCUUCCUUGCCAGCUACAAGGCCUCGGAGAAGCGCCGAGAAGCUGACAAGGAUGCUGCAAAUCCACACUACCAAUUCCUGCGCUGGCUGAUCAAGCAGGCCCGCGAGCUGCGAGUUCUCAAUCAGAAGGAGGUGCGCCGCGGCCAGAUCUCCAAGCCUCGCCUGGAGCAGGCAAAGAGCACUGGCUACACUUUCGCAGGUGGAGCCAACUUGGCUCAGGCCUCGGACGAUGAAGGGCGUCAGCGCAAGAAGGAUCCAGAUGAGCGGGAGAAGCAGGCUAGUGCAGACAUUCUGCAGCGUGAGCUUCGGUUUCCGGAGCGUGUGACAAGUGAGUCCCAGCUAGCAGAGUCUUCGGAGCGGCUGCGGCAGCAGCUGCGGAAUCAGGCAGAGUCCAGGAAGGACAAGAUCAAAGCUCACUCGAGCAAUGGCCGGGAUCUUCAGUCCAUGUCCUCCAUUCUCACCGCGCCUUCUCUGUCCUUUGACUGGGUUGAGCCGGAGUCUGAUGAGGAGAAUAACCCCAAUGGCAUCUUGCAGGUGGACCUGCCAGACAGCGCGAAGAGCUCCGACAAGAAGCGCGCCCUGCUUCGGGAGACCAUUCAGCGCUCCGUAUCCUUCAAGCAGGCCGAGGUCCUCAAUGCCAAGGCAACUCGCUCACUGUCUUCGGCAUCGCUGUCCAACGGAAAGUCGCCAGGGCUUGCUGAGGCUGACAAGCUGGCGGACAAGUUGGCAGACAAGAUAGCCAAGGCAAAGAAGGACCAGACAGGUGCGGAACCAAGCGCAGCUGCUGCUGAGGCCCCUGAAGCCGAAGAGGUUGCUGAAGCUGCUGUCAUGGCUUCAGGCAUGGCUGCCCCAGCACCGCCAGAAGCAGAAGCAGCUACAUUGCCUGCAGUGGCAGGCUCUGCGGCGUCUGAAACUGCAGAUCUUGAGGCAUCAGCUACUCCGCACCUUGAAGCCGGUGCAAGCUCUUUGGGCAGAGACGUCACAGAACUUCCCACCGACGAGGUCCCCGCAGAAGGCAAGGCUCCAUCGCCGGAUCUGGAGACUGCAAUCGCCAAAGACGAAGGCCUGGUGUCACAGGUUGCAGCACCUCCAGGAGAUGACUUGGACGUCAGCGCGACAUUGCCCUUUGAAGUCAUCCUGGAGCCAGCGGAGAAAGGCCCGCACGAGGCGCCUGGCGAAGAUGUAGAUCUUUCGGCGACUCAGCCUUUCGAGGUAGUGCUAGGUGAUGCGGAGGUCAGUGAAGAUAAGCCUGCUGACACCUUGGAGCACCAAGCCACAUCGGAAGCACUGAAGGUUGGUCCCGAUGCCUCGUGGGAUGCUCAGCCGCCCAGCAGCGAGGAGGAAGGCGAGGAGGACGCGAAUAUGUCAGCCGCAGAGCGACGCGAGUGCGCCUGGCUCCGACACCAGCGCCAGAAGCGCCGCGAGGAGGAGGACAAGGAGAAUCAGAAGCUGAAGUCCAAGGUGGCCAAGGUCGGCCGCCACCAGAUGCGACACUCUGCAGAUGAUGAGGAGGAGGACGGACUGUUCCUCGGCAAUCGAGCGAACAGGCAGCGAAGCAGCAAAAGAGGGCCCAUGCUGUUGCUCAGAGCGGCCGGAUGA